This is a messenger RNA of Helianthus annuus (common sunflower), 1429 nucleotides long. Its product is annotated as putative E3 ubiquitin-protein ligase RING1a. The record is from RefSeq and is a predicted model, not a curated record. Gene Ontology annotation, cellular component: nucleus. NCBI's taxonomy places the organism in Eukaryota, Viridiplantae, Streptophyta, Magnoliopsida, Asterales, Asteraceae. The transcript is spliced from 5 exons. Gene Ontology annotation, biological process: interstrand cross-link repair; protein ubiquitination. Gene Ontology annotation, molecular function: ubiquitin protein ligase activity. Bases 94 to 1215 code for a protein of 373 amino acids.
GAUGUUGUAAAUGAACCGGUCCACAGGAGGUUCAAACUUUGAGUCAUAUGGAUCAGGAAUUGCUAAAGCGCGAUUGGUGUUGAACCUAACCCUAUGACUCAUGAUCCAAUUCAACAUUCAACAACAAGAUCUGAUGCAGAAAACCUAAAUUUGAUGGUCACUGCAGUAAUCAAUCUCGAUUUCGUUCCUCUGUUCUUCUUCUUCUUCCUUUAUUCAGCGUUAGAAAUCUUCAUCGCAAGAACAAUGGAAGAUUUCCGAUACAGAUCCAUCGAAAUCGAAGCAGAAUUCGAAGAAUUCGACGAAGAAGACGAAGACGAAGAAUUAGAAGACGAAGAUGAAAUAUUCGAUGACGAUUCAUCGUUCGAAGAUGAGCAGUUACGUGACGAACACGUUAUUCCGGAACGAAUCGGUUCGCCUGUAGAUCUAGGUGUUUUUAACGCUCGACAAUUUGAAUACGAUUCAUCGUUUGAUGAACAGGAUGAAGAAGAUGAAGAAGAUGAGGAAGAUGAAGAGGAUUAUGAGGAAAAUGAUGCGGAAUUGUUGUUUCCGGUGGUGAGGAUGUUGCAUAGGGAUUCAAUUGAAGAUGAAGAUGAUGAUGAUGAUUAUGAGGAUGAAGAGGAUUACAUAGAGGAAGGUGAGGAUGAAGAGGAAGAGUUAGAGGAGUUGUUUCCGGUGCAGAUGACGUCAUCUAGGGUUUCGAGUGAGAUAUUUGAAGGUAGAGUGUUGCAAGGGGGAAUGGUGAGUGAUGUUGGCGUGAUGGAGGAUUCGGAUGGUUCGGAAUCGUGUGAAGGGAAGAAUGGGAAGCAGGAGAAGUGUGGAGGUGAGUUUCAUGGCUCGGUUUGCCCGAUUUGUUUUGAAGCUUGGACUAGUGGUGGAGAACAUCAAAUUUGUUGUCUUCCAUGUGGGCAUAUUUAUGGACUGUCGUGUAUAAAAAAAUGGCUUCAACAAAGCAGAGGUUCUGGAAAGUGCCCUCAAUGCAACAACGUAUGCACAUUAAAGGAUGUUAGAGUACUUUAUGCAUCUCGGCUUUGUGUUGCUGAUGAAGAGUUACAAAAGAGAGUGCGGUCACUCGAAGCUAAAUGUGCUUAUCUUGAGCAAAAGGUGGGCCCACCAACGACCGAUGAAUUAAUUGAUCAAAUUUGCAGCAACCCAGCAGCUGUGCAACGACUAGCAACAGUUCUUGCUGGGUUGUAUCAGCAGCCGGUUUCUCCUUGAUGUAUUCAGGCUUGAUGCCAUCAGUACAAACUUGAAUUGUAUAUUGUAUGGCGUCAGCUGGUUUAUGUUUUCGGGUUCGUGUUCAUAGUUGUUUGGUUUGGGUUGGGUUGGGUUUGCUCAAGUGGUUAAAGCUUUCCCUGGAUGAUGUAAAGAUUUUGACUUUUUAAAGUCAUAUUUGUGUGUUUGCAAACUGUAGGUCUAGUUUAUAAGAAAA